UUCUGUGUUUUCUCAGAUGCAAAGAAAUUGAAAAUUGCAACCUUUGUAGACCAGAAUGCUCUAUUUUGUAAAUGCUCUAUAUAUAAUUUCUUGUAUUAAUUAUAUUCCCUAAUCAACACAAAAUGGCAAUUCUUCCUACCAUCCUUGUUAUUACUAAGUUGCUAUUAUUCUUCUCCAAAUUUUCAUUUGCAACCGAUACAAUUACACAAUCACUUCCUGAUGGAAGCACCUUGGUUUCUAAGGGUGGAGUAUUUGAGUUAGGUUUCUUCAAUCCAGGUAGUUCCACGAACCGCUAUGUUGGAAUUUGGUACAAAAAUAUCCCGGUUAGAAGAGUUGUUUGGGUUGCCAAUCGUGACAAUCCAAUCAAAGACACUUCUAGCAAGUUGAUCAUAAGUCAAGAUAGAAAUCUUGUACUUCUCGAUAAAAAUCAAUCCCUACUAUGGUCAACAAACGCGACAAUAGAAAAGGUUUCAAGUCCUAUUGCGCAACUCUUGGACGAUGGAAAUUUAGUACUGAAAAAUGGUGGUGAAGAACAUUUUUUGUGGCAAAGUUUUGAUUAUCCUUGUGAUACAAUAUUAUCAGGAAUGAAGGCUGGAUGGGACAAAAGAAAGGAUCUUAAUAGGAGUCUCGUUGCGUGGAAAAAUUGGGAUGAUCCAUCUUCGAGUGACUUUACUUCAGCUAUGGUACUGACUCCUAAUCCUGAAAGCUUUAUUUGGAAAGGCUUAACAAAACUCUACAGAACAGGACCAUGGACUGGUCCUCGAUCUAGCGGAGUAAUUGGAUUAACCGAAAACCCACUAUAUGAUUAUGAGUUUGUCAACAAUCAAGAUGAGGUAUAUUAUUUGUUUACACUCAAGAAUAGUUCUGUGGUUUCUUUUGUUGUUUUGAACCGAACACUUUCUGUUCGUCUACGCCUCAUUUGGAUUUCAGAAUCCAAAACAUGGAAUGUUUACCAAACUUUACCACAAGAUAGUUGUGAUGUGUAUAAUGUUUGUAGGGAAAAUGGGCUAUGCAUGAUUAAUGCAUCGCCCAUGUGUCGGUGUUUAGAUGGGUUUAUACCGAAAUCGCCACAACAGUGGAGUGCAAUGGACUGGACACAAGGAUGUGUGCGUAAUAGUAAUUGGAGUUGUGGGAUCAAAGACAGAGACGGGUUUAAGAAAAUUACUGGAAUGAAAUUACCAGAUACUAUGCAUUCUUGGAUUGAUGAGAAAAUGACACUUGAUGAUUGCAAGACUAAAUGUUUGAAAAAUUGUUCUUGCACUGCUUACUCAAGUUUAGACACAAGUGGAGCAGGUAGCGGUUGUUCUAUCUGGUUUGGUGAUCUUGUCGAUCUGAGGGUUUCACAAAGUGGACAAGAUCUAUAUGUCCGAACGGACGUAUCAGACAUCGGUGAUAAAAAUGCGAAUACUAAAACCAUUGUAUUGGCGGUAUCAAUCACAUCUUCACUAGUCCUUUUGAUAUUAUUGGCAGUAACCUACAUUUAUAUAACAAAGACAAAGUAUAAAGAGGGAAUAGAGAAAACUACAAGUUCAGAAGAGAAAUAUGAGGACUCACAUGAAGAUUUUGAGCUUCCUAUCUUCGAUCAAGAUACAAUACUCAACGCAACAAAAAACUUCUCUUUUGAUAACAAGCUCGGUGAAGGUGGUUUUGGACCGGUAUACAAGGGUACAUUGCUUGAUGGACAAGAAAUUGCUGUCAAAAGGCUUUCAAGGAGUUCUGGACAAGGACUUAAAGAGUUUAAGAAUGAAGUUAUAUUAUGUACUAAACUUCAACACCGAAAUCUUGUUAAGGUUGUUGGUUGUUGUAUUGAAGGAGAUGAGAAAAUGUUGAUUUAUGAAUACAUGUCCAACAAAAGUCUCGAUACAUUUCUUUUUGAUCCAUUUCAAAGUAAAUUGUUGGAUUGGUCUGCACGCUUUAACAUUCUAUUUGGAAUUGCUCGGGGGCUUCUUUAUCUUCAUCAAGAUUCAAGAUUACGAAUCAUACACAGAGAUCUGAAAGUGAGUAAUAUUUUAUUGGACGAUGAUAUGAAUCCCAAAAUUUCAGAUUUUGGCAUGGCUAGAAUGUGUGGAGGUGAUCAAAUUGAGGGGAGAACAAACAGAAUCGUUGGCACAUACGGCUAUAUGGCACCUGAAUAUGCCACUGAUGGAUUAUUUUCUAUCAAAUCAGAUGUAUUUAGCUUUGGCGUAUUAUUAUUAGAAAUUAUCAGUGGAAAGAAAAAUAGAGCACUUAGCUACCAUGAAGAAGAUCAUAAUCUUAUUGGAUAUGCAUGGAGAUUGUGGAAAGAGGGCAUUCCACUCAAAUUGAUCGAUGACUAUUUAAGGCAUUCAUGUAUUGAAUCUGAAGCAUUACGUUGCAUUCAAAUUGGUCUACUAUGCCUACAAAAUCAUGCUGAUGAUAGACCAAACAUGACAUCAGUGGUUGUGAUGUUGAGUAGCGAAAAUGGUUUACCUAAACCAAAGGAACCAGGUUUAUUAAUUAAAAAGCUCUCAACUGAAGGAGAAGCUUCUUCUGGAAGACAAACAUCUUCUUCAACAAAUGAAGUAACUAUCUCAUUAUUAGAUGCUAGAUAGAUAAAUUUGUUCAUUUAUAACAUUAUACUUGAAGUUAUAUGUAGUUUUUACUUUAAUUCAUUAAAUGUUACUUGUCAUAUUACUUAUCAUA
This is a messenger RNA of Medicago truncatula (barrel medic), 2661 nucleotides long. RefSeq names its product G-type lectin S-receptor-like serine/threonine-protein kinase At4g27290. Gene Ontology annotation, cellular component: plasma membrane. The record is from RefSeq and is a predicted model, not a curated record. The coding region runs from base 123 to 2570 and encodes 815 amino acids. Lineage: Eukaryota; Viridiplantae; Streptophyta; Magnoliopsida; Fabales; Fabaceae. The transcript is spliced from 7 exons. Gene Ontology annotation, molecular function: ATP binding; protein serine/threonine kinase activity. Gene Ontology annotation, biological process: protein phosphorylation; recognition of pollen.